AUGAACAGCUCAAGCUCUGUUAGCAUCGGCGGCGCCAUGGGCACCGUCGAACUUGCAAACAACGUCAAAAGUUUCCUCGACAGCACGCAAGACAAGCAGGACGAGGAUCUCCUGGCCAGGAUCAAUGUGCUCAAGCGGCCGGUUGAGACCAACAUCGAGCUGAUCCUGGACUGCGACCCAGCACAGUAUGAGGACUACGCCACGAGGCUGGUGAAGCUUAAACGCUCCUUCGCGACCAUCGACCCGAACGCGAAGCGAGGCGAUACUACUCGGCGCCUGGAGACAUUCUGCCGGGGCCUGGACGACCUCCUGAUCGAGACGGAGAAGACGCUCGGCAGGAAGAGCCUGGGAACACUGAACAUCAUGCUGGACGAGCCCGCACCAGUGGCAACCCGCACCUCUCGAGACCAGGCCCGGAUCAGGACGCAGAGCAUCCAGGCCAGUACCGUCGCGUCGAGGCGCGACGCAUUCCAGGUCCCACCCAUCUCAUUGUCGGGGGCGCGCUUCCUGUCGCCCAAGUCGCCGGCAUGGAAAAGGCACCGCCUCCUCAGGCCUUCGUCCCCACGAUCUCCUCGCUCUCCUCGGCACAUCAGGUCUGCACAGAUACACCUGACGGUCAGGCAGGCAGGGCGGCAGGCUUAG
This is a messenger RNA of Cryphonectria parasitica EP155, 642 nucleotides long. RefSeq lists its product as uncharacterized. The transcript is spliced from 2 exons. The coding region runs from base 1 to 642 and encodes 213 amino acids. The record is from RefSeq and is a predicted model, not a curated record. NCBI's taxonomy places the organism in Eukaryota, Fungi, Ascomycota, Sordariomycetes, Diaporthales, Cryphonectriaceae.